CUCUCUCUCUUUCUCUUGUAAUGACGGAUAAUUCGAGCGUGUUUGGUCUUGGGCACCAGGCGAGGUGUUUAACAGCCGUAACACAUAGUACAGAACAAAGCAAAUUUCUUGCUGGUACUGUAGGUGCUAAAGACAACGUUGUAUGCUUAUUGGAAUAUGACGACGAUAACACAACUAUCAACUCUACUAUGUUUGCACAUCCUGAAGAAGUAUGGGAUAUUGUCUCUUGUCCUGCAGACGAAAAUUUAUUAUUCACAAGUCAUAGCCCAGUAUCAGGAAAUCCAUCAGAAAAAAAAGCAACAUUAUGGAGAAAACCAACAAAAGAAUCACUGACAGAAACCAACACUCUUUAUGAUCUUGAACCUGUUGUUACUUUGGAACAUAGUGGCAUUAAAAAAGUACUUGUAGAUCCAAAGGAAGAUGCUCAGAGAAUUGUGUCUAUUGACUCGAGCAAAAUCUACUUUGCUACUUUGGACUCUUCAUGUCAGACCUUGCUUGAAAUUGAUGCAUCGCCUGUGCUUGAUACAGACUCAGUCUCGUUACACAGGAUCCAAAAUGCUGUAUGGAACACACAUCAACCAGAACUGAUAGUAGUAGGCGGCCGAAACUUGUCAGGUUGGGAUCUGCGAUCAGGAAAGAAUAGCUUUAGUCGAUUUGAUGCCCACAAAAGUACAAUCCGUGCUGUAGAUUAUAACUCCAAUAAGCCAUACCAUGUUUCAACAGGCGGUGAUGACGCCCUUUUGCAUAUAUGGGAUACUCGAAGUCUUAAAGAGCCUUUAAAAACGAUUGAAGGUCACUCGCAUUGGGUAUGGUCUGUAGCAUUUAACCCUUUACAAGAUCAAUUACUAUUGAGUUCGAGUUCAGAUACACUUGUCAACCUUCACAACAUAGUGUCCAUUUCUUCUGCUUCCUAUUUAGAUGACUCAAGCGAAGACGAAUUAGACAGCCCAAGCACAACCAAACCUUCUGAUGGACUUGUCUGUACUUAUGAUCAGCAUGAAGAUAGUGUCUAUAAGAGUCGUCAUUAG
Molecule: messenger RNA, 1028 nt
Organism: Gilbertella persicaria
Lineage: Eukaryota; Fungi; Mucoromycota; Mucoromycetes; Mucorales; Choanephoraceae
Product: WD40-repeat-containing domain protein
Exons: 7
Coding region: 21-1028 (335 amino acids)
Biological process (GO): protein ubiquitination
Molecular function (GO): protein binding
Source: RefSeq, a predicted model, not a curated record